GAAUUCUUAGUAUUUAUUAUUUCUUUUUAGUAAUUCUUUAUGAUGUUAUCAUAAAUACUCAUAUAGUAAGUAUAAGGUUUACUAUCAAUGUCAUAAAUUAUAAAAGCCUAUCAGUUAAGUUAGGUUAUCUAUGUAAAUUCUAACUUCAAUAAUAUAAUAAUAUUACGUUGCCGGAAAUAUAUAACAAUAAAAUAAAUACAAUAACUAAUGUAAUAAUUUAGUGUAUUAUUAAUAUCUGUGUGCACAAGAAUUCGUUAUCCGCAUGAUUGUUGAGCUGCCAAAAAAAUGGCGUGGCACGUUAUUUAGUGAUGCCAUCAUACCAUGGUCAGUCAAACAACGAGCUCAUUUCGGAAAGAAUAUAUGAAAACUUUUGUUCAAAAUGUAGGAUUCUAUUAAAUUGAAUAACCACAAGUGACGUCAAGUUUUAUUUUUAUUUUUAAAAGAUGCGGUGAACAUCAUUUAGUGGCAUAUCUAAAAGAUGAAUUGCAUUCUUCCCACAACAAAUUUAUAUUUAAAUAAAUGCAUUUUUUAUUCCAAACGAGUUUUCAUUUUUUCACUAUUGCACAUUAUUUUAAAUUGUCUCGUUUUAAAAUCAGCGUUUCGAGAAGUCACACACAUUUGAAGAAGAUUGUUUAGUACAAAAUGAACUCGCGAAUAGAAAAUUAUAGGUAUUACAUCAACUUAAGAACAUUCAUUCCAUAAUAAUUAACCGUCUUAAUUUUAAAAAAAAUGUAUUUUUUUUGUUUAGUGAUGAAAAUAAUUCGUUUUGGAAAAAGCGCAGGAAUCUAGUUACAUUUCUAGCGUCUCUCGGAUAUUUCAAUCUCUACGCCCUUCGAGUGAACUUAACCGUAGGAAUCGUAGCCAUGACAUCGUCCACGAACAACAGGGUAAGUUUACAAACAAACUUUUAAAAUACCUAUUGUAUGAUAACGAAAAUAAUAUAAAAGUGUUUGGUUUAUAGUAGCAGGUGGACCAAAACAAAAAUCAUAUUUUUUUUUCACAGACGUAUUUUUAUAUUUUAUUUAGGCAAGAGUAACAAUACUAUCAAAUUAUAUUUCAUAAAAAAAAAAAAAAAAAAAUGCUAGUUUGCGAUCAGUGAUUUAGGAUGGAUAACGCAUUGUAUUUUUUUUUACGGUUUAAAUUAUCGCUGAACAAAAAAUUGCAUGAAGGUAAAUUUUUAGAAUUUAAUGAGGAACAAAUAAAGGUUUUAAACGAGAAAUUAAGUAUUAACAAACUUAUUAGCCGUGAAAUGUAAACAUUUACAAAAUGUUGAUAAAUCAUAAACUUAAAAUUAGUCUUGAAAAUUUUGUUUUAUGCAAUCUUUUACAUUUCGUGAAUAAUAACGUUGUCAAUACUGAUUUUCUUCUUAUCAACUAUAAUACCUUAUUUGUUCCUUAUUAGCUAUUAGUUAUUAUAUUCUAAUGAUUUACCUACAUACCGUUUUUUUGUUCAACAAUAAUUUAAACCGUAAAAAAAAAAACAUACAUAUAAAUCACGUUAUUCGCCUAAAAUUACUGCUUGUGAACUGCAUUUUUUGUUUAUGAAAUAAUAUUCGAUGGUAUUAAUACACAUGUAAAAAUAAAAUACAAAGAUAUGCCCGCGAAAAAAAUUAUUUUUUUUUGGUUUACCCUAUAAUGUAUAAUGUAUAUAGAUAAUAGAUUGAGCUUUUGUUUAAUAGACGGCCGAGUUUGAUUGGGAUUCGAAACUCCGCGGUACCCUUUUGAGCGCGUUUUCGUACGGAUACAUAACCACGCAAAUGGUCGGUGGUACACUGAGCACCAGGUUUGGCGGUGUCAAAUUGAUGGGCUACGGUGUAUUGGUACCUGCGUGUUUGACAGUCCUUACCCCAUUUGCUGUCAGAUAUUCGGUUUAUCUGGCGAUUAUUUUCACAGUUGCCGUGGGAGUGUUCCAGGUCUGUGGCAGUAUAGAUAUGUGCACCCUGUUUAAUGUAUAUAUAUAUAUAUAUAUACAUAUUACAAAUUAUAGCUCCAAUCGGGUAGAUAUUUAAUUGUGCGGUGAAUGGUAACCCAAACAAACGUUUAUUCAAAUUUAUAAAACGUGUAUAAAAUAAUAAAGUAAAAACAAAAUUAUUAAAAUGGUUAAUACUCGUAUAUAAAUAAAGUAAAUAAAUAUAUAAACAAAAAAACGUAUAUAUAAAAAUAAAAUUAAUUAAUUACUCAAUGCGUCGUCUAGAGUAUUAUAAGUGAUAUUAUAUACGGUCGGAAAUUUUGUUACCAAACACUUCGUCAAGAUUAAAUCUAAAUUGAUAUUUAAUAACUUCACCUUAGAAGGAAUUUAAGAUGCUGUGGUUUAUCUUAUUUACUUUUCCAUAUUUUUGAUUCAAGUAUGGAACAUAUUAAAUUUGAAAGGGCAUUUAAAAUAACCGUAUGUGAUUCAUAUAAUUUAUUGUGUACCGAGAAAUAUUCGAAUUUUAAUAAGAUCAAUUGUUUAAACAAUAUUCGAUUUGAUCGCCUGGUAUUCCAUAUAAUAUUUGGUAACGCGAUUGAGUACCUGUGUUACCUAUGGUACCUAUGUUGGUUGUAUAGCAAUGAAACCAGUAAAAUGUCAAGGUUGCGUAUAAAAUGAUUACACAAUUGUUAGAAAUAUUCGAUAUAUUUUUAUGAAUUUCAAAAAAUAUCAAUUUAAGUUUUAAAUUUGAAAAUUAAUAAACUAAAAAUCACAAUUACGUAACAAUAUAUAUUAUGUUAAUUGAAAAAUUAAAAAAACAUUUUUUGUACAAUAAUAACUUGUUUCCAAAGUUUAAAAAUAUAAUGUAUAAUACAGUUAGUUUGGUAAAGACUUCAUCAAAAUGUUUAAAAUUCAUAAUUUAACUACUAAAUUUUACUAAUAAUAAUAAUAUGUAUACAAAUAUAAGAGUGAAAAUUUGCAUUACACAAUAAUCAUUUUAUAUCGUUUCCAGUUGCGUCUAUGUCUUAUGUAGUACUAGCUUCCCGUUCACGUGAACACUAUUAUCACUUAUCUGGGUAAUACAUUAGUUUAUUUUUUUGUUUCAAGUAUGUUAUUAAAUCCUCAAAUGUUUGAAUAAAAUAAGUAUGCAAUUUAAUUAUAUUAUGUAGGUAAACAGUUAAUUAAAAGUGUUUAUUUUACAAUCUUGGGUAUCCUCGGAAAUAUUUAUCAGAGACAAAUUUAAUUUAAAAAUGCACAAACCAAAUUAUUUUUCAUAAUUACCUACCUAAUUUUCGUUUAUAAAUUACAAAUAUUUGGACGGCUUUGUUAAUUCGUUUACUGACCAGUACCAAUAUUUAUAACUAUUGUUCCUUUAUAUUAUAAGUAAUUCAUAAUAUAAUGGAAUGUUACGAAACCUACUUCUGAUACCUUAAAAUAAACUGCUGUAAGUAACUGUAAAUUAAACAAAUAACAUAUUUUAUAGUUAUAAUUUUUAUUAACUAUUCAUUUUUAAUAAUUUUAAAUUAACAUUAAUUUGAAUUAAGUUAGUUGUAUGCAAAAUAAAAUUCUGAAAAGUGAACCUCAAUGGCCAUAACCACCAUUAUAUGCUAAAUAUACUAAAUUUUACUUUACAGUUACAGUUUUACUUAAAUAAGUAUUUAUUAUAGUUAUUUUUAGAUGCUGAGUUUAGCGAAGAAUGUAUUGGUUUUGCAAUGAUGGUUAUUUUUUUUUUUAUGUGCACAGUUUUUCUACCAGAAAGUUUACUAAAAUUAUCAAGUAUAGAACCUUUUCUGAACAGAAAUGUUCUUUGGUGGUACUUUAAAGAGAUCAUUUUUUAUAAUUCUCAUUAAUAUUCAAGAUAAUGGAAAAAACCUGGUUUUUAGGUCAAAAAAUGUUGAAAAAUUAAAAAUAAGGUUGUUAUUGGCAAUCGUUUUUAUUUAUUUUUUGUUAUUAUCCGUUAAGUUUUUAUGAUUUUCAUAUUUUUCAAACAAUCAUUGUUGUCAUGGAAACGCACAUUGUUGUAACCAUUUUACCAUAUGAUUCAUACCGUAUAUUGUAUUGUUGACAAAGCAACACUAUCAACUGAACUCCACUCAGAAUCGGUUUUUCGUUAUCAAUGGUUUGUCGUUGCUUACAGAUAUACAUUCAGUUUCCAUUAGUAUCCUACCUUUCCAACUUCCCCCCUACAAUAGUGGCUGCAUCCACAUGCGAAGUAUGUCCGUCUUUUUAAUUAUGUGAACGUCAAUUAUACAUAAUAUGAACAAACAUUAAUAUCCUCCUUACUUUCUAUAAGUAACUAAUAUUUGGUUAUAUGUAUAUUGUAUUGACCAAUUAUAUUGUAUGAACUUCUAUUGAAGCACAAAGAUGAUAUUUUAUUUUAAAAUACCAAGUGUACUAAAAUAUCCAACGUAUAAAAUAAAAAAAAAUUCGUAGAAUAUACGCAUAUUAAUGUAAAGUUAUUAAUAGUAUUUUUUUUUUUAUAUAUACUUCGCCAAAUUACAUGGUUAUGAAAAAAUAAAAAAUAAAUCCCCCAUUAUAACAGUUAGUUUCAAUGCAACUCAUGGUUGCCGUCCACAGACAUAUUCCAAAUCAAUGGCUCUGACAUAUUCUAAUUUCUAAUAUAUAUUUGUAUUAUUCGUAUAAAUAGGGAAUCUCGUAUCCGAGCAUAAACGCCGUGUGGUCGAGGUGGGUACCACCGGCAGAGCGCACAAAACUAGCGUCGUUUGCCUUUUCCGGUAGUAUCAUGGGCAUGAUCGUCGGAUAUGCGGUCUGCGGAUGGUUGGCCGAAAACUAUGGCUGGGAGUAUGUGUUUUACGUACCGGGUGAGUCGAAUCUGAGUGGUAUGACGUCCGUGGUCAUAAAAAAAUACUCUGGGACUUUUUGUGGCAACUAAUGUGUCCUAGACGAUAAUAGCAUUCUUUUUUUUAUUAUUAUUCAUACAGGUGCCGUGGCGCUACUGUGGAGUAUCAUUUGGUUAGUGUACAUCGACGAGUCUCCAAUAAAAGAUGAUCGUAUUUCCAAAGAAGAACUCGAAUACAUUGUCAGUUCAAUAGGUCCGACUGACGUUAACAAAACAAGUACAGGCGUUUUUCAAGAGAAUUUCUUUUAAAUUAUUUGUUUCACACAUUUAUACUUUGAGCAACAUCGUUUUUGUAACGUGUAUGCAUUGUCUGGUUUUAGUCGGUUAUUUCAAUUACCCGUGGAAAGACCUAUUCAUGUCGAUGCCAGUGUGGGCGAUUCAUUGCGCUCAUUUUUGCAACAGUUGGGGAGGAUACACGUUGUUAACCCAGUUGCCGAGCUACAUGAACGGUAACUAUUAUAAAGCAUAUUACCCUGCUGUUUAAAUGUAAUAGGAAGAAAGAAAAAAUAAAUUAAUAUUCCGAGGUAUUUAUUUUUCAUUUUCUUUAUACGUCAUUCUAGCAUAUUAUGUGUUAAAAGUCUGAAAAUAAAAAACAAAAUUACACGUACUGUACGUAUAUAUUUAUAUAUGUAUUCGUGCGUAUAAAUCACGUAUAUACAUCGAAAUUUUAAGGAGCCUUAACCGAUUACAAGUACCUCCAUAAUAUGAUGUCAACAAAAUGUGUCAUUAUAUUGAAAUAAAUCUAUUUUAGAUUCCGAGCGCUACAAUGAAUGCAUUGGUUUUAUUAACUGAGAAAAUCCGGAAAACGCGAUUUUUCACGGCAUUAACAGUUUCAAUAUUUUCGAUUUAGUUUAUUUGUUAAUCAGGUUUGAAAUAAUUGUUAAAAACCUGAAUGGAUGAAAUGUUUACAGAAUACUAAUAGGUAAACCUAAUCUUUUCUAAAUGUAGCGAAAUUUUCAAAACAUUCACGCGUUGUUUUUUUUUUCUAGUUCGACAUUUUUUAGUUUUACAUGGUUUUUGGCAAAUAAAAUUAUUUUGGCUGAGCAGAAAUAAUUGAAAAUUUUUCUCGAAGAUCACCAUACGUUGAACUUUGUGAUUAAAAAAAAAAAAAGUCAAGCGUAAUUUAAUCAUUUUUUUAACAAGUAUUUUAAGUUCAAAUUUUGACGAAAAUCAUUACUUUUACUUGUAUUAUUUCUUAGGUACCUAUAAACUGUGCUUGAAUAAUAAUUGGAAUCACGGCUUUGACAUUUUCUGUUAUAUUUUAAGAGAGAAUCACACUAAACUACAUAUAGACAUGUAUUUUUACAUUUUAAAAGUAUCAUUGAAAUCUUCUUACGAUCUUUAUUAUAAUAAAAAUAUUAGAAUUUAAAAAUAUACUGACGAAUGAUUAAAUGAUUAAUGAUUAUUAAUUAAUUUUAUGAUCAUAUUAUGUGUGUAAUGUAUGUAAAUGAUUCAUAAUAUUCUAUAGUUGAACGUGUUUUGUAUUAAUCCUAUAGCGUUAAUUUUUCAUCAAUAUUGUACAAAUGUUACCCUACGGGUUUUCCUUUCCUGUAGUACUUCAGAACAAAACCUCUAUGAAACCAGAUGUAAACAACCGUAAUGUAAACCUUUCCUACUGUCCACAGAUGUAUUGAAAUUUGACAUCGGCAAAGGAAGUUAUCUAACGGCAUUGCCGUAUAUCGGUUUAGCUAUUAUUAUUCAAACGACUGGAUUCCUUGAUUUUUGGCUUAAACGACGAAAAAUACUUACUACAACGCAAGUAUGUUAAUUUGUAAACAGUUAAUUUGAUAAAAAUUAAAAAUAUGUGUACAUAUUAAUAUUAUUAUUAUAAAUUAUACAUGUUAUUUUAUAUUGUUAUAAUUAUAAUUGUUCGAAAUUCAUUGAAUUCAUAUUUUGUAGGCAAGAAAGCUCUUCAAUAGUAUUGCUUUCCUAAGUAGAACCGUUUUCUUGUAUUUGGCGGCGUACUCCACAACAGAACUCGAAUCUAUAAUUUAUUUGACACUAUCCGUGGCCCUCGGAGGAUUCAUUUCCGCCGGAUUUAUGUAAACGCCCGCCCGUCCAGUGGCAAGGACAUUUUGUUUGAUUCUAUUUCCAUUUUUAUUUCAUUACAGGGUUAAUCAGUUAGAUAUAGCGCCGCAAUACGCCAGUCUUUUGUUUGGAAUAUCCAACACGUUUGGAACCAUACCUGGCUUUGUCACGCCGAUGCUGACCGGUAUUAUUGUGCAGAAUAAAGUAAAAUAUAUUAAUACGAUAAUUAUUGUGUUCUUGAAAUUUUAAAAAAUGUUUCUAUGAUAUAUUUAUUUAUUAUCUGAAUAUUAUAUGUUGAAAUUUUAGAGCGCAGACGAAUGGAAAUUGGUGUUUGUAAUCGCAAGUAUUGUGCAUUUAUUCGGUGGAAUAUUCUACUUUAUAUUUGCAAGUGGUGAACGGCAAACUUGGGCUGAAAUUUCGUAAACAUUGUUUCGAAAAUGAUUGUUUGUCUCUUAAAAAAAAACAUGUGGUAUAUAUUUUAUUAUCUAUUACUAUAGUUACCUAAAUAAAACAGUUGUCCGAUUAAAUGUUCAAUUCAAUCAAAUAAAUAUUAUUAUAAUAAAUCGAGUAGCCGCAAUUUUGUUAAAGAUUAUUUUCAAAUGUUUUCAAAAUACGUUUUCGAAUAAUUAUGUGCAC
Messenger RNA from Cinara cedri, 7432 nucleotides. NCBI's taxonomy places the organism in Eukaryota, Metazoa, Arthropoda, Insecta, Hemiptera, Aphididae. The record is from the annotation of a GenBank genome assembly.